AUGUCUGCAAGAUACGUUUCUAGCAAGCUCAUCAAGAAUAUCUCCAAAAGCGGUCGAACAUUAGCCGUUGAAUAUGUCGACAAAACAACGGCUUGGACUCGACCUUCUGAAUUCCCUGCUUCCUCAAUCAAACAAGACUUCACAGAUGUUGUCCAAGAGAACAUUGAUAAUUUUGGGACUGAGACAACGAGGGUCGCUAUGAAGGAGUCAGAGCAUCAGAGUGAGAAGGACAAGCGGGUGCAUUAUACGGCUUAUGCCCUUGACAAAGACGGGAACGUUGUUGAGACGAAGCAUCUCGUCAGGCACACUGGCAAGUGA
Messenger RNA from Diaporthe citri, 318 nucleotides. RefSeq lists its product as uncharacterized. Lineage: Eukaryota; Fungi; Ascomycota; Sordariomycetes; Diaporthales; Diaporthaceae. The transcript is spliced from 2 exons. The record is from RefSeq and is a predicted model, not a curated record. Bases 1 to 318 code for a protein of 105 amino acids.